This is a messenger RNA of Suhomyces tanzawaensis NRRL Y-17324, 360 nucleotides long. RefSeq names its product mitochondrial pyruvate carrier. Lineage: Eukaryota; Fungi; Ascomycota; Pichiomycetes; Serinales; Debaryomycetaceae. The record is from RefSeq and is a predicted model, not a curated record. Gene Ontology annotation, cellular component: mitochondrial inner membrane. Gene Ontology annotation, molecular function: pyruvate transmembrane transporter activity. Gene Ontology annotation, biological process: pyruvate import into mitochondria. The annotation marks the transcript as partial. The transcript has a single exon.
AUGGCCGCCUCUGCACAACAUGCUUCAAAGUUUGCCCGUUUCAUGAACUCUGAAACCGGUCCAAGAACCGUUCAUUUCUGGGCCCCAGUUUUCAAGUGGGCUUUGGUUAUUGCUGGUAUCAAUGAUAUUCAGAGACCAGUGGACAAGAUCAGUGGUACCCAACAGGUCGCUUUGUUUGCUACUGGUACCAUCUGGACCAGAUGGGCUGGUUUCGUUAUCCGUCCAAGAAACUUCUUGUUGGCCAGUGUGAAUUUCUUCUUGGGUGGUGUUGCUGGUUACCAAAUCUACCGUAUCGCCGACUACAGAUUGAAGGCUGGUGACACUCCAUACCAAGCUUUCCAAUACAUUGCUGGUGGUAAG